AUGAAACAGAGAACAUUUGGUUUAUCUGAAAAUAUAAUACAAGAACGUGCUGAUAAAUUACUUAAGUCAUUUCAAACUUCAUUUUGGACUAAUCAACAUCAAUGGUUUGUUCGAUGUUUUAUAGAAUACCAAACUAUUUAUCUCUUCACUCUAUCUAAAACAUUAAAUUACGACGAGCUUGAUCUUUCUCAUUCAUUGAAAUCGACUGAUCCCCAUUAUGAUCAUCAAGAGUUUUAUAAUAGCAUCACUUCUAUACAGAAUUACAGAUUGUUUGAUCAACCAACUUCAUCCUACAUUCGUCUUCCUAAUAUCAAAGAUCUUAGGAUAAAACUUCCUCUUAAUGAUCAGUUUUGGUCUAUUGUUCCAAGUUUGAAUAUACUGGAAACACUUGUAGUCUAUUCACAUGCUGAUAGUUUUCAAUCUCAGUUGCAAGUUUUACUUGAUCGUGCACCUAACCUUCGCUGUCUAGAUAUCCGUCAAGAUGAAUCAUUAUCUUUACAAAUGUCAUUAUUCCAGUAUAGAACCUCAUCAGUUCGUCAACUCGAUUUCCGAGGUUAUAAUUAUUAUGUCAAUGAAGAAGAAUGUAUUAGAUUAUGUCAUUCACCAUUAUGUAUUCAAUGUGGAGUUCUUUUUAUCAGAAUUAAGAGUCGUCAUAGUACCAUUUAUCUUGUCAAAAAUAUGAUAAAUCUUCGAUCAUUACAUGUUAAACGUGACGAUGAAAAGUAUCAUAAACGAUUAGCAACAGCAAAGAAUAAUAAUGACAAAUAUCGUGAUGGAAACGUAGAAAAUGAAGAGGAACUUAUUGAUUGGUUAAAAGAUUGUUUACCAUCGACGUGUUUAUUCUCAAAAAAUGCACAUUUUCCUAGUGACAUUGUAAUAUGGAUUUGA
Rotaria sordida is the source of this 888-nucleotide messenger RNA. The record is from the annotation of a GenBank genome assembly. NCBI's taxonomy places the organism in Eukaryota, Metazoa, Rotifera, Eurotatoria, Philodinida, Philodinidae.